This is a messenger RNA of Staurois parvus, 914 nucleotides long. Lineage: Eukaryota; Metazoa; Chordata; Amphibia; Anura; Ranidae. The record is from the annotation of a GenBank genome assembly.
AUGUGUGAUGUGAUGGCUCAGGUUGGCAUAGCUGUAGAUGGAGGGAAGGAUUCUCUCAGCAUGGCAGCCAGAGUUGGCUCAGAAACUGUGAAGGCUCCAGGGUCUCUUGGUGAUCUCGGUGUAUGCUGUGUGUCCGGAUAUUACUGCCACCAUCACCCCGGACCUGAAGAACCCUGGCAUGGGCAGCAUCCUCUUGUAUGUUCCCAUUAGUCCCGGUCGGCACCGGUUGGGUGGAAGUGCCAUAGCACAGUGCUAUUCACAGCUGGGAGAACACUCUCCAGAUCUGGAUGACCCCCAGACAUUGGUGUCCUGCUUCCAGGUCACUCAGAAGCUUCUUAGAGAUCGCCUCCUGAGUGCGGGACAUGAUGUCAGUGAUGGCGGUCUCAUCACGUGUCUCCUGGAGAUGGCGUUCGCUGGGAACUGUGGACUGGAUGUUGAAUUCUCUUCCCCAGACGUUAGCGUACUGGACCUGUUAUUCGCAGAGGAAUUGGGGCUGGUACUGGAAGUCCCGGAGGCGGAACAUGAACGUGUUAUAGAGCAGUACCGAGUGUCUGGACUGCAGUGUGUAAAGAUUGGACGCGCCCAUGGGAGAGGACCUACUUCCAUUGUCAGAGUUUGUGUGAACGGGGUGGAAGUGCUUCGGGAGGAGGUGGGGGACACUGAGGGCCGUGUGGGAAGAGACCAGCUUCCAACUGGAGCGUCUACAAGCCAAUCCCAGCUUUGUGUCUCAGGAGGAGGCGGGACUUAUCCGACGAGAAGGACCCAAGUAUCAGCUGACCUUUAACCCCAGUGAAAAGCUCCCUCUGAUAGCUGAAGCUGGUCUGGGAUGUCACCAUGGAAGAUCUUCUAUCAGGAAGCUGCACACUGGACAUCUUCCGGGGUCUGGUGUUUGUUGGGGGGUUCAGCUAUGCUGA